Didymodactylos carnosus is the source of this 935-nucleotide messenger RNA. Lineage: Eukaryota; Metazoa; Rotifera; Eurotatoria; Philodinida; Philodinidae. The record is from the annotation of a GenBank genome assembly.
GGUUGAUGCCAUUGUUGGUUGUUCCUCGUCUGCAUUGUUACUUCGGUAUAUCAUUAAAGUCGCUGGUGACACUGUCAACCAAGCAUAUACACAAGAAAUUAAAAAUUAUCCCAAUUCUAUUUUGAUAUCAACACCCGCCGGUCACUUACCAUGUAAACGUGUAUUUUUCCUAAAAUGGUCUCCAGAUAAAGAUGACAACAUCUUACGUCAAUCUGUUAUUGAUUUUGUCUCCAAUUCCGUACAAAAUGCAUUGGCACAUAAUUUUACAAGUAUAGCAUUUCCAGCUAUCGGAUGUGGUCAGCAUGGAUGCUCAAUCGGUAUUGUUGUUAAGACUCUGGUUCGAGAAGCAAAAAAUCAAUUGACAAUACGAAAUAUUCCACUCAAAAUCCUGUUUAUAAUUGAAGAAGACAAACAAAAUAUUUAUGACGAAUUUUGUAAACAAGUAGUCGCACUACAAGCACUACCUGUGUCAACAACCACUCAUCAACUACCAGAAACAUGGGAACAUUCGCCAACAGCAAACAAUACCAUUCGUUUUAAACUCAAUAUAAACACUAAAGAAUAUCAAUCUGUAUUCAAUGAGUUUGAUAAAACUAUGAAAGGCAAAUAUACAGAAAUAAUUCAGAUGGAACGUAUUCAAAAUGAACGACAAUAUCUACAAUAUCUUGUACAUCGUUCAGAAUUUAAAAAACGUUUGAAUAUAGAAACGGAAAAACUGUUAUAUCACGGGUGUCCAGACACAGCUGCCAUAGCAAUCAGCGAAGAUUGUUUUAAUCGCAGUUUUGCUGGUGUCAAUGGAACAUCAUACGGGUUCGGUGUCUAUUUUUCUUCACAACCAACAUACAGUCAUACGUAUGCAAAACCAAACUCAAAGGGUGAACGUUUUAUGUUUGUAUCUCGUGUUCUCAUUGGUAAAACCAUACUUGGUAAUGGUA